Talaromyces marneffei is the source of this 2427-nucleotide messenger RNA. RefSeq lists its product as uncharacterized. Gene Ontology annotation, cellular component: nucleus. The coding region runs from base 1 to 2427 and encodes 808 amino acids. Gene Ontology annotation, biological process: regulation of DNA-templated transcription. The record is from RefSeq and is a predicted model, not a curated record. NCBI's taxonomy places the organism in Eukaryota, Fungi, Ascomycota, Eurotiomycetes, Eurotiales, Trichocomaceae. Gene Ontology annotation, molecular function: DNA-binding transcription factor activity, RNA polymerase II-specific; transcription cis-regulatory region binding; zinc ion binding. The transcript has 3 exons.
AUGGAACCACGAUCAACUCCCACCCAACAAUUGAACCGCUCCUGCGAAUCCUGCCGCUCCUUGAAAGUGCGCUGUCUGCCCGACGCAAAUAAUGCCAACCAAUGUCAACGGUGCGCAAAGGCGAAGAGAGCAUGCAUAUUCGUCGCUCCACAGCGGCGUCGCCCACGCAAACGGACCGACACUCGGGUCGCUCAAUUGGAGAGGGAGAUGGCCGCAAUGCGCUCAGCACUGAAAGACCGACGACAUCUGGCUAUCGAUGAGAGUGCUGGUGAAGAGGAUACCGAGAGCGUGAGAGAAGAUGAAGAGGCGGCGGACGAUGUAGAUUUCGGAUCCGAGACCGCGAAACGACCGCCGCCGAAUUAUCAGGAAAUUCAAUACGUUUCGUCCAACAGGACCUCUCAUGACAUAUCGCAGUCCCCCGGUCUUCAUUCUACCUCGCAAGUGUCUCGUGACGGAAGCUCUCCACUGGGCGGCACCCCGGCAUUGACCCUAACUUCGAAUUUUCUUGAUCCGAAUGGUGAUUUGGAUGUUAUAGAUCGUGGUAUUAUCUCGAUGAAUACGGCGGAGGAUUUGGUAUCGCUGUUUAUCAAUGAUCUGCUGGUUUAUUUUCCGUUCCUGGUAUUUCCCAAUGAUACAACUGCCCGUCAUCUCCGGGCUACGAAACCCGUGCUUUUUCUGGCCAUCCUAGCAGGUACUUCGAUUGCGGUUGACGUGGGUCUCGCAAAUACCCUCAACCGUGAACUGCUUACCAUGUACGCGCAGCGGUUCUUUUUCAAAGCGGAAAAGUCAUUGGAAAUGGUGCAGGCUCUUCUCGUGAUGAAUGUAUACUAUCUACCUCCGGAGUUGCCGUCCCAAAUUCAAGCAUAUCAAUACGCGCAUAUCGCCGCUACCAUGGCUUUGGAGAUUGGCAUUGCGUCAAGGAAGCGCACGCCUCGAAAACCGACGCCGGGUCAGGGACAAGCCAAGCCGGUGCACAGGUUUGAUGAACAGAUGGUCGAACAAGCUCGUACGAUCUUAGCUUGCUAUCAUCUAUCUUCAAAUGUGGCUAUGCGAACACGCCGACCUAAUUUACUGCCCUGCAAUGACUGGAUCAAAGAGUGUGUAAGGUUGCUCUCUCGCUCUCCGUAUAGUUCAGACAGACGAUACGCCAGCUGGUUCGGUCUUCAAGUCAUAACAGACGAGGCGCUGUCAUCAUUUGGUCUUGACGAUACUAGCUCGACGGCUCCGCUGUCUGAAGCUCGCGUAAACGGCGUGCUCCGACUGUUUGAUAAAAAGAUGGAAGACUGGGAAGAGGAUAUUGAUCCUGAUUAUCUUACUGUUCCAAUGAUACUCGAGCACCGAUACACCACACUGGUGGUCUACGAGCUCGGUAUUGGGGAAGGGUACCGCGAUCCCGACGCCAUCAAGCGACAAUAUUAUACCCUCCCUGUUCCCGAUGGAGACACGGCCCUCAAGCGGGCAGCGGAACCGCUUAGCGCGAUUCGAGUUGACCUCACCAUCAAGUGGAUGCACGCGGCACAAGGAUUGCUCGACACGUUCCUGAAAUGCGACGUUCACACUAUGCGAAAAAUGCCUAAUUUGACGUAUUCGCGUACCGUCUUGGGGAUUAUGGUUCUGCUGAAGAUCUUCUUUUCUGUCAAGUCUGGAGCUUUGGGAGAAGUCAUUAAACCCGAUACCGUCAAGGUCGAGGAUUACCUAGAGCAAUUAACUGAGAGACUGACUGAAGCGAGCGCCGGAUCCAAAUACCCCAUUCCAACACGAUGGCUGCUUGUUGUGGGAGGCAAAUCACGAGACUGGUUGCAACGAUUUCAGAAACACUGCAAGGAUCAAGAAGCGCAGCGGCGGGCCCAAUACACCGCUGGAAACAAUACUAACGCCGGGAACAAUAGUGAAGUCGCUAUCGGUCCUUCGACUUCAACGGUGUCGGAUUCCUGGCAUGGAGGGAUUAUACCGGUGCCGGCACCAACUACAUAUCACGGAGUGAAUUUCUCGUACACCAGAGAACAUUUACUACCACAACAGCAACAGCAGCAGCAGCAGCAGCCACCCCCGCCGCCGCCACUCCAAGCUGAGAAUUUGCAGCAAUCUAAUCAAUUCGGUGGCUACCCUGCAGUUCAAGAGACCGGCGACGUGACCAAAGGUCCUACAACGACGACCCGGAACACAUACUACCCCAAUUACACUCAAUCCACCUCUUGGGCACGACCAGCAGUUUCGCAGGCAAACGAGUACCAAAUACCCGCACAAAAUGUCUGGAAUUUCCAGCAGCGACAACUGCAACAACAACAACAACAAGUAGUAAAUCUACACCACCAACCCUAUCCCCCUGCAGUGGGCGGCAACCGUAAUGACCCCGGCACGUACCCGAUAGACAUGGAAUUCGACUGGGUUCCCGAACAGGGUAUAUUCCAAUUACCAACUUUCUAA